This is a messenger RNA of Tetranychus urticae (two-spotted spider mite), 1466 nucleotides long. Lineage: Eukaryota; Metazoa; Arthropoda; Arachnida; Trombidiformes; Tetranychidae. The record is from RefSeq and is a predicted model, not a curated record.
UCAUUUUAUUUCAAGUUUGUUUCAUUGCUUGAUUCAUAGUAAACUGUUCAUUACUAAACAACAUUUGGCCUUUUUAUAACUACAAGCUUCACUUUUUUCACAUUGUCUUUUAAAGUUGAUGAAAUGAACAUCGAUAAUUUGCCUGAUGACUGCUUUUUAUAUAUUUUCAAACAUUUUUAUAGAUUUGAGACUCUUAUGAAUUGUGCUUCAGUCUGUAAAAGAUGGAAAUACUUGGUUCUCGAAAGAUUAAAAAAUGUUAAAUACUUAUCAGAUUCAUGGCAAGGGGGUGGUUAUCCUGCUAGGUAUACUAUUUUCUUGGAAGCUGAUGUUCGAUUAGAGCUAUUAGAAUGGUUUCCUAAACUCAAGAUUUUAGAUAUUGAAAGAGACUUUGAUAAGGAUUUCAUCUCGAAUGUAAAAGUCAAAGGACUGCAACUUGCAUAUAACUAUUAUAUUGAUUUGGAAGAUGUCACCUGUCAUAACCCAUCGCUUGAAAUGCUAUCGAUUUCACACUUCUGCAGUUUUUUCGCCAACGAGAUCCAAGGACCAACACUGAAACAAUUAUACGUAGAAUGUUUGGUUUCUGAUUUUGCCAGUUAUGCUAAAUAUUUUCCGAACUUGAAACGACUUCACAUUCAAAAAUACGGGAGCUUCAUGACAGAUGCGUUUGCUGACAGGCGCUAUACUGGACCUGUUCUUGAAAAACUUGAGAUUUUAGAAAUAAUUUUUUAUCUUGAUCAACAUGGGAUGCUGGAUAAUUAUCAUGGAUUCAGCCUUGCAGAUCAUUGUCCAGCUUUGAAAAGUGCCUUCCAUUAUAUUCAAACGGAUGAAGAAUUCUUCGUCAACAGUGGAAUCAAAAAUCAUUUCUUACAAGAUUUAGUUCUUCAAUUUAAUGAACCACAAGGUUGGCCAGUUUUAAGACGCAUAUUGAGCAAGUAUCCAAAUUUGAAACAUUUGGCUAUCAGAGGAAACCCGGGCAUAUCUGAUGAAAAUAUUCCCGAACUUUUAGAGCUACUUCCUCGUAUUAUUCUUAUUGACAUCAGAUACUCGCCAAAAGUAACCGAAAAGUCAACUGAAUAUAUUGAUUGGUACUGUAGACGUCAUAAUCGUUCAAUCUCAUUUUACUACCAAAAAAGACCUUUAAUAACAAAGAAAUGGCCUCAUUUAUCAACCAAAAGAGUACGAAUCGGUCGUGGAUUUGAUUUCAUGAAAUACUGUUUUCUCAGAAAUUAUAAUGAGUUGCCUUUUCUACUCGAUCCUGAUGAAUAAACAACAUUCUAUGGAAAUUUCAACCCUCAUUAUUCCUGAAAUGUUUUCGAUUGGAAUCCGUCCUGUAAUAUUUUUAAUCAUGUUUCAGUUUGUUGAGGUAUAAUCUAUUAAUCUAUCACAAACUUUCGUAAGCUUUUCUUGAAAGUACGGCUCAAUAAAUAACAUAAGUCAGCUAUUCUCACUUAUUAUGAACAUUUUAA